Cotesia congregata is the source of this 423-nucleotide messenger RNA. NCBI's taxonomy places the organism in Eukaryota, Metazoa, Arthropoda, Insecta, Hymenoptera, Braconidae. The record is from the annotation of a GenBank genome assembly.
AUGAUCGUCAAGAAAGGCGGAGCAUUUACCAGCUCUGUCUCUCUCAUCGAGGCUUUCUACUCAGCUCUCGCUUCCUCGCUCCAAAAACCAGAUAUAAAGUGUGCUCUUUUUAUUUGUAUGAGCCCUCGGAAAGCAACGCGCAUGUAUUGCCGGAGUGAGUGUGCUCACACACUCACACUCAUUCAAUCAUUACCGAACAACCGCACACUCAUAUCAUGCUCCAGCUCGUUUUUAUUCACCCUCUCGCUCCAACAAGUUUUCUUCUCUUCCAUUUCAUUCCCUUCUAGGCACUCACACUCGCACAAGUUUGCUUCAUCAGACUCACACUACCUCCCGGAUCACCAGGAGUGUACUAAUAAUUCAUCUUUAAUUUACUACUGUACUGAUAUAUUAAUCAAGCGAAAAAAUUUUUCUACUUUUUAA